AUGGAUUGCAUCAACAUAAUGAGUUGGAAUGUUAGAGGGAUGAAUAAGGUGAAUAAACAGAAGAUCAUUCUGGAUGAGUGUACGCUGAAUAAAGUUGGGCUUGUGGCUUUUCUUGAAACAAAAAUCAGGGGAGUUAAACUGAAAGAAGUUAUGAACACUAUGUUUUAUGGUUGGGAGUUUUACAGUAGUAAAAUUGUGGAAGGUAGAAUCUUAGUGAUUUGGAAUGCUAAAAUGGUGCAGCUGGAAGUGUUACAGGAAAGUGAUAAGCUCUUACACUGUCAAGUAAGGUUGCACAAUCAGAAUUUUUUCUGUAUUACUUUUGUUUAUGGAUCUAAUAAUUUUGAAAUGAGGAGGUCCUUAUGGAUGGAUUUGGCGCACUUGUCUUGGCCUAGUAAAGCUUGGAUGGUUCUUGGGGAUUUCAAUGCUGUUUUUAAUCCUAAUGAUAGAAUGGGUGGCCGUCCAAUCACAUUGAAAGAAAUGGAGGAUGCUAGACAAUGGUUAGAGCUUGGUUUGGUGGAAGAAAUGAAGACCAUGGCUUCGGCUGGGGUUCAGUGGGAGAUUGGUUCAGAUCACUCCAUGAUUUUGAUAAAGCAGCUGCCUGCUAUAAGGGUGGGGGUGCAACCAUUUCAUUUUUACAACAUGUGGAUUGCUCACCCUCAAUUUAGAGAAGUAGUUCUUAAUAAUUGGAGACAAUCUUUGAGAUUUUCUGGCAGGGGUUUAGAGCAAAUUAGCUGGAAGUUACUUCGGCUCAAGCAUAUCCUGAAGAAGUUUAACUGGAAGAUUAUGGGGGAUGUUUCUUGUAUUUAUGAGAGAAGCAAACUUGAUUAUCAGCAAGCUCAUUCUAAAUGUCUUGCUGAUCCGUCCAAUAGAGUGCUUUGCAAUGAAGAUUGGGUGGCUUAUCUUGAGUUUAAGAGGCAUGAGAAGUUAUAUGCUAGCUAUCUUUAUCAAAAGAGUAAAAUUGAUUGGUUACGGUUUGGGGAUGCCAACUCCUCAUUCUUUCAUGCCAGUUUAAAGAAAAGAAAGUUAGCUAAUAGGAUUGUCUCAUUUGUUUCUGCUGAAGGGAAAAUUGUUGAUGAUUAUGAUAAAGUUACUGCCCAUUUUCUGGAUCACUUCAAAAAAUUUCUGGGUACAGCUAGUAAAGCUUCAGGGGUUAUUGAUACUCAAGCUAUCUGUUAUGGAUCUGUUUUGAGCAGUGAAGACCAGCUGUGUUUGAUCAAACCAUUUACUGUCAAGGAGGUUAAAACAACUAUGUUUAGCAUCCAUUCUCUCAAAAGUCCAGGUCCGGAUGGUACUUUAUUAUCUCUAAUUCCGAAAGUUGAUCAACCAGUUAAUGCAUUUGACUUUAGGCCUAUUGCUUGUUGCAAUACUUUAUAUAAAUGCAUUUCCAAAAUGUUAUGCAAUAGGCUUAAACUUGUGCUUCCUACUUUGAUAAGUCAGAAUCAAGGGGCUUUUAUUAAGAAUCGCUUUCUUGUCCAUAAUGAUUUUUUGGAAAACCUUCUUAAUGCUUUGUUCUUUUCGAAGAGGUUUAUUAGAUGGAUUAUGGUUUGUCUCAGGGGUUCUUCUUAUUCCUUGGUGUUGAAUGGCAGUAUUCAAGGGUGGUUUCAAGGUGCUAGAGGUCUUAAUCAAGGAGACCCAAUCUCACCUUUAUUAUUUGUUAUGGUGAUGGAUUACCUUACUCGAUUGUUGUUAAAGACUUCUAAGGAGAAAGAGUUCAGGUUUCAUCCCUUAUGUAAGUCUUUAAAGCUGGUUAAUCUUUGUUUCGCUGAUGACCUUCUCUUGUUUUGCAAAGCUAACCAGAAUUUAGUCAAACUUAUUCAGCAAGUGUUUACUGUGUUUACAAACACUUCGGGGCUCUCUAUAAAUAAAACCAAAUCCAGAAUUUACAUAGGUGGGCUUGAUGCAAGGGAGAAAGACAGAUUGCUUCAGGAGUCUUGUCUAUUUGAAGGGCAGUUUCCCAUGAGUUAUUUGGGAGUUCCCUUGAGACCGACCAAAUGGAGGGCUAGUGACUGUGAAAUUCUUAUUGAUAAAAUGAGAGCUCGGCUGAAAGGGUGGGCUAGUCGUCACUUAUCAUAUGCUGGCCGGGUUCAACUAAUAAAUUCAGUUUUGUUGGGGAUUCGAUCUUAUUGGAUGAAUAUUUUCAUUUUGCCUCAAAAAGUUGUUAAAGCAAUUGAUAGUCUGUGUAGGAAGUUCCUUUGGGGUGAGAAGGAUAAUAGAAGUAAAAUUCAUAGGAUCUCUUGGGACCAUGUCUGCAGACCUAAAUGCUUUGGAGGGUUGGGGUUCAAGGAUAGCUCUUCUUGGAACAAAGGUGAUUCAAUUAGGGAGUAUCGGUUAAAGCAGGAUACCAGUUGGUAUUGGAGGAGAAUCAUUAAAUUGAGUCAUCUCUGGUCUGGUUCUGUGUUGAAUGCUGCGGUUAGGAAUGGAAAAAUUCAUCUGGGCACUCUGUACUCGAUUGUGUUUCCUGGAGAGCUGGUGCAGUAUGUGAAGGCUGUUUGGUGUAGACUCUCGGCUCCAAAGCACCAGUUCAUUCUUUGGCUUGCUGUGAACCAGAAAUUGCUUACCAGAGACUGGUUGCAGUCCUGUCAUGUUCCUCUUCUUUCAUUAAGCUGCCCAAUUUGUGGUCAAGAGGAUGAAAAUCAUACUCAUCUAUUUUUUGAUUGUGUUUUCUCCAGAAAAAUUCUGCUUGCUGUUCAGGGAUGGCUGAGAGGUUUAUCUUGGCCGGUUCAGUUUAGGAAUUGGAUCCAAUGGCGGUCUUUGCCUCGGGCUGGUUGGCUUUCGAUGAUUCUUCAUGCAACAUGUGCAGCAGCUGUGUAUCAUAUAUGGCUGAAUAGGAACCAUUGUUGGCUUGAAAAUUUCAGCUUACCAGUGUACAAGAUUGACCAUUUGAUUAGAUACUCAAUCAAAGCUAGAGUUUUGAAUUUAGUUGGCAGUAACUGUACUUAUAGAGAAAAGCAGAUGCUUAAGUUUGUUAGGAAUCUGUAA
Molecule: messenger RNA, 2979 nt
Organism: Humulus lupulus (European hop)
Lineage: Eukaryota; Viridiplantae; Streptophyta; Magnoliopsida; Rosales; Cannabaceae
Exons: 5
Coding region: 1-2979 (992 amino acids)
Source: RefSeq, a predicted model, not a curated record